Messenger RNA from Rana temporaria (common frog), 6387 nucleotides. Its product is annotated as transient receptor potential cation channel subfamily M member 7-like. The coding region runs from base 346 to 6183 and encodes 1945 amino acids. Gene Ontology annotation, molecular function: ATP binding; calcium channel activity; protein serine/threonine kinase activity. Lineage: Eukaryota; Metazoa; Chordata; Amphibia; Anura; Ranidae. The transcript is spliced from 39 exons. Gene Ontology annotation, biological process: monoatomic cation transmembrane transport; calcium ion transport; monoatomic cation homeostasis. The record is from RefSeq and is a predicted model, not a curated record. Gene Ontology annotation, cellular component: membrane.
CUCUAUGACAUUGUAGUCAUUUCCCUGGGAGCCAUCGACUAAUGUUUUAACUUUUGCUUGCCACUAUUGGAAAAUAAUCCACCACAGCACUGGGUAGCAUGUCUAUCAACAGCUUCCUAGUAAUGAGCAUGUUUAUAGCAAUGUGCCAAGCUAUAUAAAUAUUACAUAGGUCACUCCCCAAUAACAUCUCCGCCUAUUAUAUAUACUACAUGCAUUAGAUCACAAACCUCACUUUAAUCAGGACUCAGAAGAUCGCAGUUCUUUUUACACUUUAUUUAAUUUGCGGUACUUUGGAAUAUUCUAGCCACAGGCAGAUGCUAAGAAAAGUGAUAGACUGGUAAUUUAAUGGCCAGCAAGUCCUUUCAUCAUUCUUCUAAGAUGGACCCGAAGAAGAGAAGGAAGCAGAUACUUGGAUCCUGGAUACGGAAUGUGAACUUGUCCUGGAUAGAAAAGACCUUUUAUAAACGGGACUGUGUUUGUAUGAUACCAAGCUCAAGAGAACCUCACAGAUGUAUUCCUGGAUGUCAGAUUUGCCACCAGCUUGUACGGUGCUGUUGUGGCCGGCUGAUAAAAGAACACAGCUUCUAUAGGAGCAAUGCUGGAGGAAACCCUUCUGGGGACUUGCCGGGGACAGGGUCAGAGGUUUGGACAGCGGAAAAUCACACAGUGAAAAGUUCUACAGAUGCUUAUGGAACCAUUGACUUUCAAGGAGGUUCACAGACUAGCAAAGCCAAGUAUGUCAGACUAUCAAGCGACAGUAAGGUUGAAGAUGUACUUCAUCUUAUGGUUAAGGAGUGGAGGAUGCAGCUACCAAAACUUGUUAUCUCUGUACAUGGUGGGAAGCAAAGAUUUGACCUCCAUCCUCAUAUAAAGGAGGCGCUCUCUAGAGGAUUAGUGAAAGUGGCCACAACCACAGGAUCUUGGAUCUUUACAGGAGGAGUGGAUAAUGGUGUUGCUGAACACAUUGGAGACGCCUUAAAGGAGAAUUCAUCCUACCUAAAUCAGAAGGUCUGCACUGUUGGAAUAGCUCCAUGGGGUGUAGUUGAAGGCAGACAGGAUCUUGUUGGAAGAAACAUUGUGGUACCGUACCAAGCUCUGCUGACCCCGCUUAGCAAGCUUCAUGUCCUGAAUAGCCUCCAUUCUCACUUCAUUCUUGUGGACGAUGGAACAGUCGGGCGACACGGAGCAGAAGUUCCUAUACGAAAAAAUUUAGAGAGUAGAAUCUGUCUGCAGCAAAUCCAUUCAAGAACUGGCAAGCGAAUACCUAUUGUGGCUCUAAUACUAGAAGGUGGACCCGGUACGAUCCUGACAGUGUUUGAGUAUCUUCAGCAAAGCCCUCCAGUGCCAGUGGUGGUUUGUGAAGGAAGUGGGAGAGCCGCAGAUCUCUUGGCAUAUGUAUAUAAACAUACAGAGAACCAGGGAAAUCUCCUAGAAGGCUCCGAGGCCGAUGUUAUUGCCACUAUAAAGAACUCCUUCAACCUAAGUCAAUGUGAAACUGCGCACAUUUUCCAGACAUUAUUGGCUUGUAUGAAGACCAAAUACUUAAUAACUGUAUACCGUGCUGGACCGGAAGAACAACAGGACAUUGAUGUUGCAAUCUUAACAUCUCUAUUAAAAAGCACAAAUUUGUCUCCUUACGAUCAGCUUGUUCUAGCUUUGGCUUGGGACAGAGAAGAUAUUGCCAAAGAUUUUAUUUUUGUACAAGGACGGCAGUGGUUGACAAAACCCUUGGAACAGAUCAUGUUGGAUGCGCUUGUUAUGAACAGGGUGGCAUUUGUCAAACUUCUCAUAGAGAAAGGUGUCAGUAUGCACAGAUUCCUGACAAUACCCAGGCUGGAGGAAUUGUACAAUGCAGCUCAAUACACAAGUAAAGACACCCUUCUGCAGCUAAUCCAAGAUGUCACGAAGGGUAACCUCCCAGCAACAUACAAGAUCACCCUCCUGGAUGUUGGACUUGUUAUAGAAUAUCUUAUGGGUGGAACAUACCGAUGCAACUACACAAAGAGAAACUUCAGAACAAUGUACAAAAAGCUCAAUCAGAGUUUAGGCCAGUCAGAUCAAGGAAGCUCUUCAAAAAGUGGCGACUCUCUGGGAAGGAUCGAUAGAAAAGAAAAAACAAGACAUGGUCACUUCCUUCAGACUGCCAAACCAUUCGGGUCUAAGAAUGACACAAGUGAAAAAGAAAAAGUCCCCAGAUCUGGCAUAGUUUAUCGUGAGGAUGACAGUGGAAAACCUUUCCUCUAUCCAUAUAAUGAGCUCCUAGUUUGGGCAGUGUUGAUGAAAAGACAAAAGAUGUCUCUCUUCUUCUGGCAGCACGGAGAAGAAUCCAUGGCUAAGGCACUGGUUGCUAGGUGUCUGUUCCGAGCAAUGUCACGGGAAGCUAAGAAAUGGGACAUCAUUGAUGAUACACCGGAUAAGCUCAAAGAAUAUUCCAAAGAAUUUGGAGAUCUGGCAGUUGAACUCCUUCAUAAGGCCUACCAGAGUAAUGAAAUAAAGACAAUGAAGAUACUAACAUAUGAGCUACGCAACUGGAGCAAAUCGACUUGCCUUAAGCUGGCUGUUUCAGGAAAACUCCAAUCAUUUGUUUCUCAUGAAUGUACUCAGAAAUUGCUGACAGAAAUAUGGAUGGGAAGGCUGAACCUGAGGAAAAAUUCAUGGUUAAAGGUGAUUCUAGGUAUUUUUCUGCCACCAGUUAUUCCAUUUUUUAAUUACAAAACCAAGGCACAAAUGUCCCACAUCCCAUUGUCUGAGGGUGCCCAUCAGAUGAUACAGAGUGAACGGGAUGAUGUAAAAUACUCUGAAGAAGGGAUAACUCUGGGUGCUUGUAAAGAACGCGCAUUUCAUGAUGGAUCUGGAGAAAAUCAUGCUGAAACCAGGAUUGAAGGAAGAAAUCAGCGUCUUCCUCUGGCACAGAAGUAUUUUGCAUUUUACCAUGCACCAAUUGUGAAAUUCUGGUUUAACACGCUAGCGUACCUAGCAUUCCUGAUGCUCUACACCUAUGUCGUCCUGGUUAAGAUGGAAACAUUACCUUCUGUGCAAGAGUGGAUUGUGAUCAUAACCAUUGUCACUACAGGUGUCGAGACAAUGCGUGAGAUCUUCGUUUCAGAGGCUGGUAAAAUAAGCCAGAAGCUUAAAACACAUUUCAGCAGUUACUUGAAUAUUAAUGAAUUCUUGGGAAUUUUAACAUUCCUCAUCGGUUUUGGUCUAAGAUUCGGCUCUAGAAAUAUACCCGACAGCACCUCCGAUGAGGAUUUAGUUUUUGUAUCUGGAAGAAUUAUCUACUGUCUCAACACAAUGUUCUGGUUUGUGAGGUUGUUGGAUUUAUUAAAUGUGAAUCAAGAUGCUGGCCUCUACGUUUUCAUAUUGGCGAAAAUGGUGUCAAACAUGUUUUUCAUUGUUGUUAUAAUGGGGAUUGUUGUGGUAGCCUUUGGUGUCCCAAAGCAAGGAAUUCUUCAUCCUCACGAGGAGCCUUCUUUUUCUUUUGCUCAAGAUGUUGCAUUUCGACCAUACUGGAUGAUGUUUGGUGAAAUGUUUGCUUAUGAAAUUGAUCCGUGUGCCAAUGACUCAGUCGUACCACAUCUCUGCGUAACAGGAAGCUGGCUGAAUGGAUAUCUGCAAGCUGUUUAUGUGUUUGUUCAAUACAUUAUCAUGGUUAAUCUUCUCAUUGCUAUUUUCAACAAUGUGUACGCUGAAUGUAAAGCAAUGUCCAAUCACCUGUGGAAGUUCCAGCGCUAUUUUGUGAUUAUGUUUUAUCAAGGCAAGCCAGUGCUCCCUCCUCCAUUUGUUCUGUUCUCCCAUAUAACCACUGUCAUCACUUGGCUGUGUAGAGGAAGACCUAAGACCAAGUCACAAGGACCAAAACUCUUUCUAACGGAGGAAGACCAAAUAAGACUUCAUGAAUUUGAAGGACAAUGUGUUCAAAUUUAUUUCAAUGACAAGAAAGAUCAUGAAAGUUCAAAGAGCGAUGAAAGAAUCCGUGUAACAACAGAAAGAGUGGAAGAUAUGCUUGGUGAUGUGAAAGAUGUCAGAGAUCAUGUUGGUUUCAUUAAACAGUUGCUUCAUCAUUUGGAUGAUCACAUUGGACACCUACAAGAUCUUUCAGGACUCACUUUGGAUUCCAUGAAAACCUUGACAGCGCAGAAAGCCUUGGAAAUUAAUAGAAGCCACAGCAUCAUGUCCAGUGAUAUUAGCCGGUCACAGCAGACCACCGAUGACGGACUUGGACAUUCUGUCAUGUGGAGAAAAAGCAGAAGUGAUCAAGUAUGGAGUCGUUCUCUUUCACAGCCUGGUUUGGAUACAAUUAUCCAUCCUAAAGCUUCAAUCUCACUGCGAAGGAUCAAUAGUUCAGAUACUAGUCCUACACAUAGUUCUUUGUUUCUCUCAUCUGAUGACCAUAACCAUGACGUGAAAUUUGAUGACCUGGAAUUCCAGAAAGGAGCUUUCAGUGAACAUAAAGUAGGAUACUCUCAGCCUAAGUCUUUAAAAAUACAUAACUCAAGUGUAGCAAUGAUACACAGUCCCCAAACACUUCCACAGUUACGGGUCACCCCAAAACUUAAGGAUUCUCUUCAGUCUCAAAAUGUCCAGUUGCACACUUUUUCAGUAUUUACAGAUUCUGCCUGUUCUGUUAAUCAAGGCAACACUCUAAAGGAGGAGGGCAUUGUAAAUUUGGCAUUUAUUGAUGACAGGGGUAAUGCUAUCCACAAGCACGAUGUUGACCAUGUGGGUUCAGAUUUCAAAAUAUCAGAUGAAGAAUCAACUAAGAAAGAUGGUCAGCUAUCAUCAGAAAUGUCACCCACUGGGGGUAGUGAUUGUCCCAAUGACAACAUUCAUGAAAGUAAAGUUAAACCUCCAAGCAAAUCGGAACAGUUGUCUAACAGCAGUACCUUUACUGAGAUGUUUCAGAAACUCUGGACAAGAUCGAAACAUUCAGGAUUCAAGCUGUACAAAACAAAGCAGUUGUCAGAGGAUACAGAGUCCACACACAGCAAUGAAGAUGGUCUCAGAAGAACUUCAUCCUGCACAGACCUGAAUGGAUUCCAACCAACUUCUCCAUCUACAUCAAAUAGUCAGUUUAACAUGGACAGCAAAUCUAUGUCUUAUGAAGAUCUAUAUCAAAUCGACUCCAAGGCAGCCUUACUGAAGGAGCCGUAUUACAGCCGAUAUUCAUCAGCUCCAAAGUCGUCUCUUCAGAAAAAAACCUUUACAAGAUUUGGCCAUGAUUUUAAAACAUCAAUGGAUAAAUCUUUUUAUUAUUCCGCCAUUGAAAGAAACAACUUAUACCGGCUCUCCCAGAGUAUUCCUUUUACACCUCUGCCUCCUGUAGGGGAGCUGGCCACUGUGUAUCGGCUAGAAGAAAGCUCACCAAACAUCGUGAACAACAGCAUGUCGUCCUGGUCUCAUAAUGGCUAUUAUUCCACAAUAGAGAUACUAACUAAGGAAGAAAUGGGAGGUGGAUUGAGACGAGCUGUGAAAGUGGCCUGUACCUGGUCUGAGAAUGACAUCCUGAAGGCUGGACACCUCUAUAUCAUCAAGUCUUUCCUACCUGAGGUGGUGAAUAAUUGGUCAGGUGUAUAUAAAGAUGGCACCGUGCUGCAGCUGUGCCUCAGGGAAAUCCAGCAACAACGAGCUGCCCAAAAAUUACUGUUUGCUUUCAACCAAAUGAAACCCAAAGCAAUCCCAUAUACUCCAAAAUUUCUGGAGGUUUUCCUCCUCUAUUGUCACUCCGUUGGACAGUGGUUUACAAUUGAAGAAUGUAUGGCAGGAAGAUUUAGAAAAUAUAACAACAACACCGGCAAUGAAACGGUCCCAUCAAACAAGCUGGAGAAGACAAUGCUAGCCUUCAGCCACUGGACCUAUGAGUAUACAAGAGGGGAAUUUCUGGUCCUGGACUUGCAAGGCGUUGGGGAAAAUUUGACAGAUCCAUCUGUUAUUAAAGCUGGAGAACGCAGAUCGAAUGACAUGGUAUUUGGACCAGCCAACCUUGGGGAUGAUGCCAUUAAAUACUUCUGUGCCAACCACCAAUGUAACUCAUGUUGCAAGCAUUUAAAACUUCCAGAGAUAAAGAGGAACGACUAUGUUGUAGAUGAAGCUUUACUCCGAGGAAGCGCUCUACUCGUUAAUGAAAGUCAUGGGACAGAAAGGCCGAUCCAGCAACCUCUAAGGGAAGAUCCGCAAUGUUAACUUGAAAAUACUUUUUCCUAAGCUCUCCACUGCCCUAUAAUAAUGGUCUGGUGAACGUGCCAUUUGCAGGUCUUUUUCACUGUUUACUAUAAUAUUCUGCAAAGGAAGACACUUUUUCUAUUUAGAAAUACAGGCCCUAUUCAGAUACAAUAGUGUAUCUAUCGGCGGGCGAAAACGUAUCUCAGAUAAGUUACGCCGCCGUAA